Bombyx mandarina (wild silkworm) is the source of this 3382-nucleotide messenger RNA. It is a transcript of the gene serpin-14, whose product is annotated as serine protease inhibitor 14. Gene Ontology annotation, molecular function: serine-type endopeptidase inhibitor activity. The record is from RefSeq and is a predicted model, not a curated record. NCBI's taxonomy places the organism in Eukaryota, Metazoa, Arthropoda, Insecta, Lepidoptera, Bombycidae.
UCGACCGCCGUAUCUUGUGGCGAGCGCACAGAUCGACGUAGCGCUUAGGCAUGGCACUCAAACUGCUUAUACUCCUCGCGUUCUGCCAAGCGAUAACCGCCCUAAAGUACCCGUGCACAAACCACAAAACGAUAGCGUUACUAAAACGACCAACUUACGACUUUUCGAUCGGAAUCCUCCAGAGAGUCGCCGAGGAGACGAAUGACAAUUUCGUGUUUUCGCCUCUCUCCAACUGGCUGCAGCUGAUCGCGCUCUCCGAGGGCGCCAAAGGACGGACUCUGAAGGAGCUAUGGCGCGUCACCCGGUUCCACAUGAGGAACUGUUUCAAACGCGAACUAGGGAAGAUCAUGAGAAACAUCGAAACAGAUCUGAAAUUCGAAACGAAAGAAACAAAUGUCAUCGUUAUCGACAAGCUGAUGAAUGUGAAACGAAAAUUCCUGCGCAGCAUAAAACAGUUGUACGGAGUUAAAGCUGCACUAUUAGAUUUCAACAGUCCAGAGAAGUCGGCGAUCAAAGCCAACAAAAUGAUCGAGCAGGCCACGAACGGGAAGAUAUCCGAAGCCUUUUAUUACGACGACUUCCUAAGCACAGUGCUGUUAAUGAGUGACGCUAAAUACUUCGAUUCCUUCUGGAAGAGCCCGUUUAACGCGGCCUACACGAGAAUGGAGCCCUUUUAUUCAAAAAACGGCUUGAAGAUCGGUGAAGUGGCCAUGAUGAAUCAAAUAGGCUACUUCAACAUUACUUAUUUCCCUCUGAUCAAAGCUGACGUGCUCGAGCUUCCUCUGUCUGCGGGCCAGUACUCCAUGCUGAUAUUCCUACCCGAAAAAAACACGUGGGUCAAGGAGAUAUUUUACUCACUGGAAGCGACAAGGUUGACGUCUCUGUUCAAUGUCUACAAGAACGAAGGCCUCAAAUUGGUCAAUGUAAAGCUACCUAAGUUCAAAAUUAGCACCGAAAUUGAGAAUCUACCUGAGUUGCUCGUUGAUAUGGGCAUCGAGAGAAUCUUUAGCCCGGACUCGGCUGAGUUUGGGGGCAUCAGUGACUACAAAAUCUAUGCGUCCUUGAUGACGCAAAUCUGUGAGAUUUCCGUGACCGAGAAAGGUGUUAAGGCUCACGGAACCGCCGAGUUCAUCAUCAGUGGAAAUGAGACAUUAAUGUUUAAUGCGAACCGGCCCUUCGCUUAUAUGAUAGUGGAAAGGAAAACUGAAUUCAUUUUGUUUUCCGGAACGUACGCUGUACCUUAUUCAUAAAAUUGUCGUGUGAUAAAAAUGUACAACUUGUGUGUUAACAACUAAAGUUUAUUUUAAAAGUCGUUUAUUCCGAACGCUCGGUUUAUUAUUUAUGUUAUUGUUGCGUAAAGCUAGUGUUGGACUGUAAGUAUUAUUUUUUUGUUACUAUAUUAUUUAUCAUCACAAAGUUUUUGUGUUUUUUUUUUUUUAUGUGAACUUACAACCUUUCGUACCUAGUGUAGAUAAAGAAUACUUAAAUUUUUUUUAUUUAAAAAACAAUUGCGUUUUUAAAUUAGUUUUCCUCGUAGUAUUUCGUUGUUUAGUUUUCUAUUUAUGACAGAAACAUGUGUUACUAAUUUUUUAAAAGCUUACUUUUUACAUUAAUAUUUUCACAUUCCAUUAUCAUUUUGCGCCAACGUAAAUCAUCAGGUUCACUUUUAGCAAAGUCGCUUUAGAGUUGAUAAAAUCUAGUUUUUCAUUAUCUUGAACUCACUAAUUCUGAGUUAACUAUUUUAAAUAAAUUACUCACAGAAAAAGUAUUCUAAAAUUGUCUUUUUAUAUCUAAAUAAACUAAAUAUUUAUUUAUUAAACUUUUAUUUAUGUUUUUUUUUUAAAUAUUAAGAGAUUGUAGAUUUUAAUAUUGAUGUAUCCUUUUUACGAUAUGGAAGGGAAAAAUCAGAAAGAAAACGCAAGAAUAACAUAUUGAAAAAUAUUUAUUAAACAUUAAAUAAUUUAUUCAUUUUGAAAUAUCUCAUUUUAUGACUAGGAAGACGAUGGCAGUCUUGUUUAUUUUUAACAAUAAAAUAUAUUCAUGUACAAUGCUACUGCUUAAAAAUAUAUCCUUAUAGUAUUUUCUUCGGGAUUCGCCGGUAGUAGAUGCAAUUAAAACUAAUUUUACGGAAAACUAAAGCCGCGAAAACUGUUAUGAAUUUGCAAUAUCGGAAAUAAUGCAGUAGCUAAAAAAAUCGCGAGUUCAAACGAACCGUAAAAGUAUUUUUAAUUAGAUUAAUUAGAUUUUUAUGAAAUAAGUGUCUUUGUUUGCAUUUAAACAUAAACAAGAUAGUAUAAUUGAAGAUAUAAUAUCUAAUUUAUUUCUUUAUAAUGCCACUAUUGACUGCCUUGUCCAAUAAUGUGAAUGACCGUUUUUUUCUUCUUCUGAAAGUCAAUGUACCUUCGUAAACUAAAAAACAAUUGAAAAUAAUUACUGUUGUCUUCAAUUAAUAAUUGUCCAAUUAAAUUAUCUUCUACAUUAAACUACAAAAAAUAUCUAUUGACACGGUGACUGAUGUAAAUAUUGGCCCACGUUCAAAGGCACGUAAGGAUCUUCGAAAGAUUAUCUAGCCUAGAUAUAAUUACACCGUACCUCUCAUAAAUCAAGUUUACAGUUAAAACCGAACGGUUCAACACUCUUAAAAUAAUACACAUAAAAUGUUUAUAAACAUUAACACUAAACCAGUGUUUAGUGAAGUUAAUCUAUCAUAAAAUACAGUACUUAUUAGAAUAAUCAGUUAUUAUUUGGAAUAGCUUGGUAAUGCAAUACAUCUCGCUAAGAAUUAUAAUUAUUUGUAUGGUUUUCUACCUUUAGAGCUCAAAGCUCACAGAACACUCGCCCUGAAGCUCACAGGGAGAAGGUGUCCGAAUUCUAUAUCCCACAUUAGAUUACUGUAAUGGGCAACAUGACAUAUAAUUCAAUUAUCUAAAUCGUAGUCACUAAUCUAAGAAUUGUAAAAUUUUUUGGCAAGCUAAACAAGAGUCCAAAGCAUCUGAGGUAAAUCAUGGUUGAUUGUUGAACAUGAUCUGUCAUAGUUGAUUUUAGCCCCAAAUGACGUCACUCAUAAUUAAAUAUGAAGCGAUUUCGGCUAAGUGCAGUGGAGUAUUGUAAAGUUUGCGAUGCGUUUUUUGAAAUAAAAUAAAUAAAUUCUGUCUUGUUUCCUAUUACAGAAUCCUUUACAUGAUUCGAAGAGCCUACGAUGUAUUAUUGUAUUAAAUUAAUCUCUUAGUUUUAAUCUUUAUUUAUUAUAAUAGGCAAUUCUACGUCACUAGCGUUACUUAAUCUUAAACAAUAAUUAUUAAUAAUAAUUAAUAACAAACCCCUAAAUUGAGGCAUAAAAAUUAAAAUAACAUUCACAUUGUAGUAACAUUAUAAUAUAAAA